Molecule: messenger RNA, 2065 nt
Organism: Leptinotarsa decemlineata (Colorado potato beetle)
Lineage: Eukaryota; Metazoa; Arthropoda; Insecta; Coleoptera; Chrysomelidae
Product: beta-galactosidase-1-like protein 3
Biological process (GO): carbohydrate metabolic process
Molecular function (GO): beta-galactosidase activity
Source: RefSeq, a predicted model, not a curated record
AAAAAUGUAUUCAGUAGUAUAGGUACUUUUGAACAUGUCAAUCAUACUGAAUUUUGCUUGUUUCGUAAUUGUAAGUAACUAUGUUUUUGCCGAGCUGCCAAGUUUAUAUCAAUAUUACACUGAAGAUGGUAUUGACUAUGGAUUGGACGAUGGAGAUGUAUAUUUCAGAUUGAAUAACAAAAAUAUCACGUUGUUCAGUGGCGCACUUCACUACUUUCGAGUUCCUAAAGAAUAUUGGGGGGACAGAUUAAGAAAAUACCGAGCAGCUGGCCUAAAUGCAGUUGAGACGUAUGUUCCAUGGAACCUACAUGAAUACAAAAAUGGUAUGUUCGACUUUGGAAACGGUGGCAGUGAUUUUGAGGACUUUCUUGACGUUGUGUCUUUCAUUAAAUUAGCCAAAGAAGAAGACUUAUUUGUAAUUCUUCGCCCGGGGCCGUAUAUUUGUGCAGAAUGGGAAUUUGGUGGUCUACCUAGUUGGUUACUAAGAUAUGAAAGAAUAAAAGUGAGGACAACUGAUAUUCAAUACAUGUAUUUCGUCAGACGGUAUUUGAAAAAAUUGUUUAACUUACUUUCUCCCCUUCAAUUUACCAAAGGCGGGGCUAUAAUUGCUAUUCAAAUAGAAAACGAAUACGGUGACACGAAGGAUGGCGACAAACCAGUGGAUCGAGCCUACCUUGAACAACUUAAAGAUAUUUUCCAAGAAAAUGGCAUAGUUGAGCUCCUUUUCACGUCGGAUAAACCUUCGUUGGGAUUCUCGGGAACAUUACCAGGAGUUUUAGCUACUGCGAAUUUCCAGAACAACGCUACUAACGAACUUACCAUUUUGAAAAAAUUUCAACCACACAAACCCUUGAUGGUUAUGGAGUACUGGACCGGAUGGUACGAUCACUGGACGGAAACACACCAUACGAGAUCUGCUAAAGAAUUUGCGGGAGUAUUCGAAGAAAUUCUGUCUUUUGGCGCGUCUGUUAAUUUGUACAUGUUUCACGGAGGUACAAACUGGGGAUUUUUAAAUGGAGCUGACGUCAACGACACUUCUGUUGAUAAUGCAGGUUAUGAACCGGUUAUCUCUACGUACGACUACGAUGCUCCAUUAUCAGAAGCUGGUGAUUAUACGGACAAAUAUCAAAAAGCUAGAGAGAUCAUUUCCAAACAUAACAAAAUAAUGGUUAAACAACCAUCAAUGCCAGAUUUGAAGAAACGCGUUGUUUAUCCUCCAAUUGAUGUAACUGGUGAGAUCUCAUUGGAUAAUCUUCUUAGGCAGAGUAGAAUAAAAAUAUCUUGGAAUAGUACCAGAUUGAUUCCGAUGGAACUUCUUCCUAUUAAUGAUAAUUCUGGGCAAAGCUUUGGUUAUAUUGUCUACAAGAAGACAAAUAUAAAUAUUCCUAAAAAUUCUACUUUGACCAUAGAAGGUCGAGUUUGCGAUACUGUUCUUGUUCUUAUUAACGGAAAACUUAAAUCGAAAAUUUUGGAAACCAAGGAUGAUUUGGAAGGAUUUGGGUACUGGAAGUUGAAGAACUCCAUCUUGAAUUUGGGCGAUAAGGAGUACCGGCAAGCUACACUCGAGUUAGUUGUAGAAAAUUUGGGAAGAGUGAAUUAUGGAAAGCUGUACCAAUUCAAUCAGUUUAAGGGUCUCUGGCAAGGAAAUAUACUACUCAAUGGUUUAAAAUUGGAAAUAGAAGAAAUUAUACCUUUGGAGUUCAGAAAGUCAUGGACGAAAGAACUGAAAAACUGGCAAACAUAUGUCUUUCGUUCCGGUCCGAAAUUGUGCAAAGCGGAAUUAACAGUAGAUGAACCUCGAGAUACUUAUCUUGAUAUGAGAAAUUGGCAUAAAGGAAUUGUUAUUAUCAAUGGUUUUAUUUUGUCGAGGUAUAUGAAACUGGGUCCACAACAAACUGUAUAUUUGCCUGCUCCACUCUUGAAGAAGGGAGCCAAUAUACUACUGAUAUUUGAGCAUUUCAUUGCACAAAAUAAAAUUGAGUUUGUUGAAGACCCAAUUUUCCAAAAUAUAUGAAAAUUUUACAUACAUGUCUUCAAAUUUGCACAAAUAAAACAAUAUCGGUAA